AUGGUAGCGAUAGAAACUUCACAGGAAAUUCAGAAGUACGAGCAGUUUCUCAGGUUUUUUUUUGAAAAGUAGCUUGAAUAAUCUCUACAAAUUGUUUUCAGAGAGACGGUGCAGCCGGACCUACUCAAGGCCAUAGAAGAACGGAAUAAGCUGUCUGAAGAAUGUGAGCAAUACAACUCCCUACUCGUCACAUGUUCUAAGAUCAAGGUGUCAUAUCAAACUGAGCCUCGAAUGGGAAAAAGUUUCAGGCUGCGAAUCUCAAAUCCACAGAGUUGAGGGUUGACAUUGGUCAGCGAGUUUUCGUGAACGCUCAAGUGUUAGCCAAAACUUCGGGGAUAUCCUUAAGACCUGUUUUACAGAGACAAUUGUGAAAAAGUGAUAGUCAAGCUGACGGAUGACUUAUUCGCAGAACUGACCAUUGAUAGAGCCAUAAUUUUCAUCGAGAAACGAAUAACGGUAUUCAUUUAAACCAAUUUAUGUAUGAAAUAUUCAAUCUCAGUUGUUGAAAAAAGAAAUCGAGCGACUCGGAACAGUGGCUGCGAAUUGCCAAUCUACAAUGACGUUGAUGCUUUCGUCACUUGAUGAUCUUUCGAAAACAAUCAACAUUCAAUGAAUUUUUUUUUCAAAGUUUUCUGUGACUUUAUUAUCAGCUAAUGAACGGGUUUUAAAUUUGAUGACCAAUUUUUCAAUGUUUCAGAAUCAUGGAGUAUUUAAUUAGAGAACUUGAAAAUCUUGAAAAGUUCAGGAUUUCCUCUCAAUUCAGAAUGCCUUCCCACCAAACACACCUCAAGCCAACUACGGUAAAGUCGCUGCUAACAAUCGGGAGCCGAGGAAAGCGAAAACUAGCCAUCAAUCAAGAAACGUUAGCAGUUCUAUCCGCCCUGAUAAAUCUUCUGACUAGAGUUGGCCAAAAAAAAGUAAUGAAAUGAAGAUAGUUUAUUCUAGGAACUGCUUCUUCGGUGUUCAAAGGCAAACACCAAAGGACAACAAAUAUGUCUGAACGACUUCAAGAAGGUCAUCGCCCAGCUGAUGCUCGACUUCGCAUAA
Caenorhabditis auriculariae is the source of this 1047-nucleotide messenger RNA. Lineage: Eukaryota; Metazoa; Nematoda; Chromadorea; Rhabditida; Rhabditidae. The record is from the annotation of a GenBank genome assembly.